Messenger RNA from Jaculus jaculus (lesser Egyptian jerboa), 5132 nucleotides. It is a transcript of the gene Agl, whose product is annotated as amylo-alpha-1, 6-glucosidase, 4-alpha-glucanotransferase. Gene Ontology annotation, biological process: glycogen biosynthetic process; glycogen catabolic process. The record is from RefSeq and is a predicted model, not a curated record. The transcript has 34 exons. Gene Ontology annotation, molecular function: amylo-alpha-1,6-glucosidase activity; 4-alpha-glucanotransferase activity. Bases 156 to 4754 code for a protein of 1532 amino acids. Lineage: Eukaryota; Metazoa; Chordata; Mammalia; Rodentia; Dipodidae.
GUCCUUCCCCGUGCCCUUCACGGUGUCCUGCCCUCGCCGGGCUGCGGCUGGAUUCGCGGCCGGCCCUGCGGCCCGCAGCGUCCGGUCGGGUAACUCGUUCGACUUUGGAGUUCUUUCAGUUCUAUCCAAAGAUUUUCAGUCCUACAGAGGCCAACAUGGAACACAGUAAACAGAUUCGAAUUUUGCUGCUGAACGAAAUGGAAAAGCUGGAGAAGACCCUCUUCAGACUUGAGCAAGGGUUUGAACUGCAGUUUCGAUUAGGCCCAACUUUACAGGGAAAAGCAGUUACUGUGUAUACAAAUUACCCAUUUCCUGGGGAAACAUUUAAUAGAGAAAAAUUCCGUUGCUUGGACUGGGAAAACCCAACAGCAAGAGAAGAUGACUCCGACAAAUACUGUAAGCUUAACCUGCAGCAGUCUGGAUCGUUUCAGUACUACUUCCUUCAGGGAACUGAGAAAAGUGGUGGAGGUUACAUAGUCGUAGAUCCUGUUUUACGUGUAGGGGCUGAUAAUCACGUGCUACCUUUGGACUGUGUUACUCUACAGACAUUUUUAGCUAAGUGUUUGGGACCCUUUGAUGAAUGGGAAAGCAGGCUUAGGGUUGCAAAAGAAGCAGGUUACAACAUGAUUCAUUUCACCCCACUGCAGACUCUUGGACUAUCCAGGUCAUGCUAUUCCCUUGCUGAUCAGUUAGAAUUAAAUCCUGACUUCUCAAGACCUAAUCAGAAGUGUACCUGGAAUGAUGUUGGACAGCUAGUAGAAAAACUGAAGAAAGAAUGGAAUAUUCUUUGUAUUACAGAUGUUGUCUACAAUCACACUGCUACGAAUAGUAAGUGGAUCCAUGAGCACCCAGAAUCUGCUUAUAACCUUGUGAAUUCUCCGCACUUGAAACCUGCCUGGGUCUUAGACAGAGCCUUGUGGCAUUUCUCCUGUGACAUUGCAGAUGGGAAGUACAGAGAAAAAGGAAUACCUGUGUUGAUUGAAAAUGAUCACCACAUGAAUUGCAUUCGGAAAAUAGUUUGGGAAGAAAUUUUUCCAAAAAUUCAACUCUGGGAAUUUUUUCAAGUUGAUGUUACCAAAGCAGUUGAGCAGUUUCGAAGACUUCUCACUCAAGAAAACUGGCAAGUAAGCAAGUCUGGUCCAAUUCAGCAUCUUACAAUUAUUCAGGAUCCUGAAUACAGACGGCUCAGCUGCACUGUAGACAUGAGCAUUGCUCUAGCGACCUUCAUACCACAUGACAAUGGGCCAGCUGCAAUUGAGGAGUGCUGUCAUGGGCUCCGGAGGAAAAUUGAGGAACUAAACUCUGAGAAGCAUCACCUCAUGAGCUGCCAUCAGGACCAGGCAGUCAAUUGCCUUUUGGGAAAUGUGUUUUAUGAACGACUGGCUGGCCAUGGUCCUAAGCUGGGACCUGUCACUAGAAAACAUCCUUUAGUUACCAGGUAUUUUACUUUCCCAUUUGGAGAAAUGCCCUUGUCCACAGAGGAGUCUAUAAUCCACCUCCCGGAUAAGGCUUGCUUCCUGAUGGCACACAAUGGGUGGGUGAUGGGAGAUGAUCCCCUUCGAAACUUUGCUGAACCAGGUUCAAAUGUUUACUUAAGGAGAGAACUCAUUUGCUGGGGCGACAGUGUUAAACUGCGCUAUGGGAGUAAACCAGAAGACUGUCCUUAUCUCUGGGCACACAUGAAGAAAUACACCGAAAUCACCGCAACCUACUUUCAGGGAGUGCGUCUGGAUAACUGCCACUCCACGCCACUGCACGUUGCUGAGUACAUGUUGGAUGCUGCUAGGAAAUUACAGCCCAACUUAUAUGUGGUAGCCGAGCUGUUCACGGGAAGUGAGGACCUGGACAAUGUCUUUGUUACUAGACUGGGCAUUAGUUCCUUAAUAAGAGAGGCCAUGAGUGCGUACAACAGCCACGAAGAGGGAAGACUAGUUUACCGAUAUGGAGGAGAACCUGUUGGAUCCUUUGUUCAGCCCUGUUUGAGACCUUUGAUGCCAGCUAUCGCACAUGCCCUGUUUAUGGACAUUACCCAUGAUAAUGAAUGUCCAAUUGUGCACAGAUCAACCUAUGAUGCUCUUCCAAGUUCCACGAUCGUUUCCAUGGCAUGCUGUGCCAGUGGAAGCACACGGGGCUAUGAUGAAUUAGUGCCUCACCAGAUAUCUGUGGUUGCUGAAGAACGGUUGUAUACCAAGUGGAACCCUGGAGCAUUGCCGUCUAAUACAGGCGACGUCAGCUUCCAGAGCGGGAUUAUUGCAGCCAGGCGUGCCAUCAAUAAACUUCAUCAGGAGCUUGGAGCCAAGGGUUUCAUUCAGGUGUAUGUGGAUCAGGUGGACGAAGACAUAGUGGCAGUAACGAGACACUGUCCAAGCACCCAUCAGUCUGUGGUGGCUGUAUCUCGAACUGCUUUCAGGAAUCCUAAAACUUCAUUUUACAGCAAGGAAGUACCUCAAAUGUGCAUCCCUGGCAAAAUUGAAGAAGUAGUUCUUGAAGCUAGAACUAUUGAGAGAAACACAAAGCCUUACAGGAAGGAUGAGAACUCAAUUAACGGAAUGCCGAACAUCACAGUAGAAGUUAGAGAACACAUACAGCUUAAUGAAAGUAAAGUUGUUAAACAAGCUGGAGUUGCCACAAAAGGGCCCAAUGAAUAUAUUCAAGAGAUAGAAUUUGAAAAUUUAUCUCCAGGAAGUGUCAUCAUAUUCAGAGUUAGCCUUGAUCCACAUGCACAAGUCGCUGUUGGGAUUCUUCGUAGUCAUCUGACACAGUUCAGUCCUCAUUUCAAAUCUGGGAGCCUUGCUGUUGACAACUCUGAUCCUAUACUUAAAGUCCCUUUUGCUUCUGUUGCCUCUAACUUAACCUUGGCUGAGCUAAAUCAGAUUCUUUACCGGUGUGAGUCAGAAGAACAAGAAGACGGUGGAGGCUGCUACGACAUACCCAACUGGUCACCACUUAAGUAUGCAGGUCUCCAGGGGUUAAUGUCCGUGUUGGCAGAAAUAAGACCAAAGAAUGACCUGGGGCAUCCAUUCUGUGAAAAUUUGAGAUCUGGAGAUUGGAUGAUUGACUAUGUCAGUGGCCGGCUUAUUUCACGAUCAGGAAAUAUUGCCCAAGUUGGCAAAUGGUUGCAGGCUAUGUUCUUCUACCUGAAACAAAUCCCACGAUAUCUAAUUCCCUGUUACUUUGAUGCUAUAUUAGUUGGUGCAUACACCACCCUUCUAGAUACGGCAUGGAAGCAGAUGUCAAGCUUUGUUCAGAAUGGCUCAACCUUUGUAAAGCACCUUUCAUUGGGAUCUGUCCAGAUGUGUGGAGUGGGAAGGUGCCCUUCUCUGCCACUUCUGUCACCCUCACUUUUGGAUGUGCCAUACCGGCUCAAUGAGGUCACAAAGGAGAAGGAGCAGUGCUGUGUCUCUGUAGCUGCAGGCUUACCUCACUUUUCUUCUGGUCUUUUCCGCUGCUGGGGAAGGGAUACUUUCAUUGCUCUGAGGGGAAUGCUGCUGGUCACUGGACGCUACUUAGAGGCCAGGAAUAUUAUCUUGGCCUUUGCGAGUACUUUGAGGCAUGGUCUUAUUCCCAAUCUCCUUGGUGAAGGAACUUACGCCAGAUACAAUUGCCGGGAUGCUGUGUGGUGGUGGCUGCAGUGUAUUCAAGACUAUGGCAAAAUGGUUCCGAAUGGUCUAGACAUCCUCAGGUGCCCAGUUUCCAGAAUGUACCCAACAGAUGAUUCUGCUCCCUUGCCUGCUGGCACACUGGAUCAACCAUUGUUCGAAGUUAUUCAGGAAGCUAUGCAAAGACACAUGCAAGGCAUUCAGUUCCGAGAGAGGAAUGCUGGGCCACAGAUAGACCGAAACAUGAAGGAUGAGGGUUUUAAUAUAACUGCAGGGAUUGAUGAAAAAACAGGGUUUGUUUAUGGAGGGAAUCGCUUAAAUUGUGGCACAUGGAUGGAUAAAAUGGGAGAAAGUGAUCGAGCUAGAAACAGAGGAAUUCCAGCCACUCCAAGAGAUGGAUCUGCUGUAGAAAUCGUGGGUCUGUGUAAAUCUACUGUCCGCUGGUUGUUAGAAUUAUCCAAAAAAAAUAUUUUCCCUUAUCAUGAAGUCAGAGUAAAAAGACAUGGGAAGGUUGUAACAGUCUCAUAUGAUGAAUGGAACAGAAAGAUCCAGGAUAACUUUGAAAAACUGUUUCACGUUUCAGAAGACCCUUCAGAUCCUAAUGAGGAGCAUCCAGACCUCGUGCACAAGCGAGGCAUAUACAAGGAUAGCUACAGAGCCUCGAGCCCGUGGUGUGACUAUCAGCUCAGGCCUAAUUUUACCAUAGCAAUGGUCGUGGCCCCUGAGCUCUUUACUGCAGAAAAAGCAUGGAAAGCUUUGGAAAUUGCAGAAAAGAAAUUGCUUGGUCCCCUUGGCAUGAAAACCUUAGAUCCAGAUGACAUGGUUUACUGUGGAGUAUAUGACAAUGCCUUAGACAAUGACAACUACAAUCUUGCUAGAGGCUUCAAUUACCACCAAGGACCUGAGUGGCUAUGGCCUAUUGGGUAUUUUCUUCGUGCAAAGUUAUACUUUUCCAAAGUGAUGGGUCCAGAAACUGCUGCAAAGACUAUGUUUUUAGUGAAAAAUGUUCUUUCUCGACAUUAUGCUCAUCUUGAGAGAUCCCCUUGGAAAGGACUUCCAGAACUGACCAAUGAAAAUGGCCAGUACUGUCCUUUCAGCUGUGAGACACAAGCAUGGUCAAUUGCUACUGUUCUUGAAACACUUUAUGAUCUCUAGCUGAGUUAUAGAUAUUUAACAAGUGUGUAAGGUCAUAGUAUUGUGUAAAUGCCUUACAUGAAGAGGCUCAAGUCAUUUAAAACUUAGUGGUAUAGCAUUGAUGGCCUGUUAGGUAAGAUAAAACAUUAGUUUUCUUUUUCUGUUUUCAUUGCACAACAGUAGUUUUCAAUUUGCUUCAGAAAGAAAAAUGAUCCUUAACAAUACAAUGCUUUUCUUUUGAGUUCAGUAAGUAUUCUUCAAAUGCAUAAAAAUGCAGAGUUAAAAAAGAAAAUGCAUAGCCAGGCAUGGUGCACAUCCUACCUCGAAAUAAAACAACAAAGAAAAGGCAUGAGCUGGAGAGAUUGCUUAGCAGUUAAGGCACUUGACUACAAAACCAAA